This is a messenger RNA of Cyprinodon tularosa, 2232 nucleotides long. RefSeq names its product RAB11a, member RAS oncogene family (gene rab11a). NCBI's taxonomy places the organism in Eukaryota, Metazoa, Chordata, Actinopteri, Cyprinodontiformes, Cyprinodontidae. The record is from RefSeq and is a predicted model, not a curated record. Gene Ontology annotation, biological process: exocytosis; neurotransmitter receptor transport, endosome to postsynaptic membrane; melanosome transport. The transcript is spliced from 5 exons. Gene Ontology annotation, cellular component: transport vesicle; axon; postsynaptic recycling endosome. Bases 140 to 787 code for a protein of 215 amino acids. Gene Ontology annotation, molecular function: GTP binding; GTPase activity.
CUCCUACUGGCCUCUAGCGAAGAAGAAGACGGCAGGAACGUCCAGAUUCCAAACAGAUUCCCGUUGGAGAGUCAGAAAUAUUCCUGAUUUUUAUUUAAUAAAGAAUCAAAUAUUGGACUAACCGCGUCUUGUUAACACGAUGGGCACCAGAGACGAUGAGUAUGACUAUCUAUUCAAAGUGGUCCUCAUCGGAGACUCCGGGGUCGGGAAGAGUAACCUGCUGUCCCGCUUCACCCGCAACGAGUUCAACCUGGAGAGUAAGAGCACCAUCGGGGUGGAGUUUGCCACGCGCAGCAUCCAGGUGGACGGUAAGACGGUGAAGGCCCAGAUCUGGGAUACGGCGGGCCAGGAGCGCUACCGCGCCAUCACCUCAGCGUAUUAUCGUGGCGCCGUCGGAGCGCUGCUGGUCUACGACAUCGCCAAACACCUGACGUACGAGAACGUGGAGCGCUGGCUGAAGGAGCUGAGGGACCAUGCCGACAGCAACAUCGUCAUCAUGCUGGUGGGAAACAAGAGCGACCUGCGCCACCUGCGGGCCGUCCCCACCGACGAGGCCCGGGCGUUCGCCGAGAAGAACGGCUUGUCCUUCCUGGAGACGUCGGCUCUGGACUCCACCAACGUUGAGACGGCCUUCCAGACCAUCCUGACAGAGAUCUACCGUAUCGUCUCCCAGAAGCAGAUGUCGGAGCGCCAGGAAAGCGACAUGUCGCCUAGCAACAACGUGGUCAACAUCCAGGUGCAGCCCACCGAGAACAAACCAAAGAUGCAGUGCUGUCAGAACAUCUAGCCCGGCGUUGGAUCUGCUGCUACCUCCCCCCCUCCUCUCCCUUCCUCCCCCCGUCCCGAACAGACUGCCUCGGCGUAGAAAGAUCGAGCCGCAGAUUCAAUCCUGCGACCUGAACUCUUUCACCCCUCCCCUUUCCUCCCCCCCUCCCCCUCCUGUCUUUAGGCUACUGCAGGACAGCAGGCAUUCAUAUCACCAUAGAUUCCAUUACUGUAGAUGCGCUGACAUGUCACUGAAAUGUCUUAAAUAUGAAUGUGAUUCUUUUUCUUCCAGCUCUGUGCUUCUGAUGAUUUCUGCUUCAUGUUUGUUUCACGUCUAUCCCAGCUUUCCCCGUCCUAUUAGUCCCGCCCCCUCCUCUUUAGUGGACGAACCGAGCGCCCGUGCUGCAGAAACGUCACACCGUUGAAUCUGAUCUGAUCUAAGCAGUUCUAGCCUAGCCUAGCUUAGCCUAGCCUAGCGGUGGGACAUAGAAGACGCAUCAGGCUGUCCUUCACCAACUUUCAGUAAAACACGUCAUUUUGUCCCAUUUCUGACUCCAACUAUGCAGAAACAGCACAGGCUCCUUGGAUCCCCUGUUCAAGCACUUCUAAAGCGAAUGAAGGACUGAAACGCUAAUAUUCCUGAAUGACAUUCCUUUGAUCCGCUGUUAUGUUAGACUGAUUGUUGCAGCUCAUUCUGCGUUGCAUGUAGGGCUAGAGCGGAGCCUCACAGGCUGGACUUCAUGAGCACCAAGCGUCUGAAUCUUGCACUGAAUAUUAACCCCACCUGCUUUUCUUUAGAGUUCGAUUUGUUUUCUGCACUUAUAGAAUGAGAACCACUGUUAUUGAACCACUGCCUGAAGCCGAGGAGCUUUCUGGAAAGCAAAGGAAUCAAUCUGAGGUGGAUUGAUGGAGCUACCUUCUCCCCAUCUCAUUUUCCCGCCUCCUGGCGUCGCCUGCACAUGAAGCCUACGUACACCGCGCUGCCUCUGACUUCGACACGAUGCAUGGCUUUCUGUCGUACCGCCUUACGUAGCGAACAUACCCAUUCCAUCCGCUGGAAGCAUGAAGGCGACGCUCCGACGGGGUGCCGUUUGUUUCCAGCUCUGACCCCCUGACUGCGUCCUGCUUGUAGUUUAAAUCCGGAGUGUGUGUGUUUAGUGGUAGAGGGCAGCCUCUCUGGACGAGCUGAUUCCUUUGGUCCGAGUUCUGAUCCUGUUCCGCCACGGUUCUCUGUCCUCGUUGUUUUUUUUUAAACCGUUUUUUUUUUUUUUUUACUAUAUUCUGUAAUUGACUGUAAUUUCAUUGAAACACGAGUGAAAUGUCAUUUCAAAGGAAGUCGGACGGUGAAACGUGAGCGAGGGUCAAAAUGAAUGGUUUUAUGUUUUGUACAGACCAAUGAAUUGUACAAUUAUGUCUAUAUCUUAAGUUAUCAGUUUAUCUUAAUAAAGCGCACCAGUCAUAAACCUU